Messenger RNA from Fibroporia radiculosa, 1635 nucleotides. RefSeq lists its product as uncharacterized. Lineage: Eukaryota; Fungi; Basidiomycota; Agaricomycetes; Polyporales; Fibroporiaceae. Gene Ontology annotation, biological process: transmembrane transport. Gene Ontology annotation, cellular component: membrane. The record is from RefSeq and is a predicted model, not a curated record. The transcript has 20 exons. Gene Ontology annotation, molecular function: transmembrane transporter activity. The coding region runs from base 1 to 1635 and encodes 544 amino acids.
AUGGCUGAGCCCGAUCCUGCGCACGCAGAAUUCGUCAAUGCCCUCUCAUCGCUGGAUCCAGAGAAGGAUGUGCCGGAUGAGAUGAAUCCUAACGCAGACGGGACCUUUUACCAAUCCCAGAUUGGUGAGCGACCGUCCAAGGGACACUUCUUCUCUCCUCUGGAUGCACAGCUCGCGGAGGCGGUACAUAACGAUGCAGACUCGGUAGUGUACACCGAGGAAGAAGAGAGAGCUGUGCGGAAGAAAAUAGACAUGCGAGUCUUGACUUAUCUUUUCAAUCAGUUUGAUCGGACGAACAUUGGCAAUGUGCACGUUAUAGAUGCGUUCAAUGAAAAUUAUGGAGUGACCGACAACAAUAAAUGGACACUUGCACUUAGUGUAUUUUAUGUUGGCUAUUGUCUUUUAGAGAUGCCAGCGAAUGUCCUCCAGCGACGUAUCGGAGCAAAUCGCUUCUUCUUCAUGUCUUUGACAUUCUGGGGUGUCUCCUCGCUGUCGUAUGUUUACGGCAAAGGCUAUGCUGGAUUACUCGUCUUACGGCGCGUACAUGUUCAUCACUUCAAUUCACCCUCACUGAUAGGAAAACCGUUUGGUGUAGAGUUCUUCUGGGAAUUGGUGAGGCAGGGUACUACGCAGGCAUGGUGUACUACCUGUCAUUUUGGUAUAAGAGACACGAGCUUGCCAUGCGCAUCAGGGACGUAUCCUGGCGCUGUCAGUGGACUUAUCGCCUUCGGCUUGGUUCGUGCACACACGUCUCUGCUUCAAGGCUGGCAAUUUUUGUUCCUCAUCGAGGCGAUCCCCACGAUUGUGAUCGCGUCCCUUAUCCUGUUCUUCUUACCAUCAUUCCCAUUCUCCGCUACAUUCUUGACGCCACGCGAGAAAGCGAUUGCGCAGGCGCGUAUGAAUCGCGACCAGAAGCCGACGUCCCAUGGCGGCAUGAAUGGGUGGCAGGGCUUCAAGGCUAUCGUGAAUGAUGUCAAUGCGUGGUUACUGGUCGUUAUUUAUGCGGGGUUUAAUAUUGGCACAGCGACGAUCACAUAUUUCCUGCCCACGCUGAUCGAUGAGCUCGGAUACUCAGACAUUAACGCACAGGGAAUGACUGUCGCACCGUAUGCUGUUGGGUGGUUCCUGGUCAUCUUUCAGGCGUGGCACAGUGACCGAACGCGGGAUCGAGGCUGGCACGUUGUCGGGUCAAUGCUAACGUCCUUCACGGGAUAUGUCAUCCUCGCGACGAGCGUGCAGAAGAGCGUUGGCGCAGGAUAUUUUGCGCUCUUCCUCGUCGUGGGCGGGAAUUUUAGCCUGUUCCCUCUGGUGAUGAGCUGGGCUGCGAACGUGUUCUCGCCAACGUCGAAGCGCGGCGUGGGCACUGCUUUCAUCGUGUCGAUCGCGAACUGCAUCUCCAUCGCCUCGCCGCAAAUCUACUUCGACUCGUACGAUGACUACCGCAAGGGCCAUGCCAUUGCCGCGGGGUGCAUGUUCCUGUCGACGCUCGCAACAAUUGUCCUGCGCAUACGGCUGUCCUGGAUGAAUACGAGGAACAAAGAAAAGCUCGCGACACUGACGGAGGACGAGAAGAAUCAGCUGAGCGACGACCCGGAGAUAUGGGAUAAUGACCCGCGCUAUGUGUUUAUGGUGUGA